GACCGUUCUAUGAAUGGUAGUUUCGAAUUAUCAGAAUUAUUGGGAAUUGAUUAUACAUAUAUCGCCUUCUCGGAUGUAAUGUUUACGUAAGUUUACGUUUGCUUUUCUUGUGGGUAACUUUUGACAGCUUCAUAAAACGUUUAUCGACAAAAGGUAUAUCGCGCGCAAUAAUGAAUAAAACUUUGCAACAAUGCGCGUCGUUUUCGUUUGGACAUUUAUUUAUAAACGAGGUGACAUGACAUGCGCCAUGGAAAAUAGGACAGCAAUGGCUUAAAGAAGAAGAAAAGAGCAUCGCGCGUACAAUUCGCCGCUUCGGUUGUUCCGAUGCUCGGUGCAUCUUGCUAUGAUACUUUUCGCGUGGCCGAAAGUCGUUUUCUCCUGUUCGAACGUAACGUCUGUAAUUGUUCGGUACAUGUAGAAAAUAAAGGAAUUCAAAUGAGUCUGAAAUUCCAAUUCAAAUGUCACCAAAGCAACAGAGAACCCGUUCUCGAUUCAAGGUGAUAACUCCAUUUCGAUCGCUGGUUCUCUGUGGUGAAAGUAGACAAGAAAUGGAAGAUUGGUUGAACGCGUUAAGGACAGUAGCGGAGACUCAUCCUCAAACGGAUACCGGUAUAGCAGAAAUGCUUAGCGGUAACCAUCAAUGGUAUGCGACAAGUCACGCAAGACCGACUUACUGCAAUGUUUGCAGGGAUGCCCUCUAUGGUGUUACUUCUCAUGGUUUAAGUUGUGAAAUAUGUAAAUAUAAAGUUCACAAACGAUGUAGCAUAAAAGCAAUAAACAAUUGCAAAUGGACUACAUUGGCAUCUAUCGGUAAGGACAUUAUCGAGGACCAAGAUGGGAACAUUACUAUGCCACACCAGUGGAUGGAAGGCAACUUACCGGUAUCCUCAAAAUGCUCUGUGUGCGACAAAACUUGUGGCUCUGUGCUCAGGCUUCAAGAUUGGAGAUGUUUGUGGUGUAGAGCUACGGUACACACAGCAUGCAGACCUGCCAUAAGUGUUAUAUGUCCAUUAGGACCAGCUAAACUAAGCGUAGUUCCUCCUACAGCAUUACACAGUAUAGGUAGCGACGAGGCUUGGGAAGCUAUUAGACCCACCGGCUGCAGUCCACUUUUAGUAUUUGUAAAUAGUAAAUCUGGUGAUAAUCAAGGCGUAAAAUUUCUUAGAAGAUUUAAACAAUUAUUAAAUCCAGCACAGGUGUUUGAUCUUAUAAAAGGUGGACCAGGGCCAGGGUUGAGAUUGUUCCGUCACUUUGACCCAUUUCGGAUUCUGGUGUGCAGCGGCGAUGGAUCCGUCGGUUGGGUUCUCUCUGAGAUCGAUCGUUUGGGGAUGCAUAAGCAGUGCCAAGUUGGAGUUCUACCUUUGGGAACGGGAAACGAUCUGGCACGUGUAUUAGGUUGGGGAUCUUCUUGCGACGACGAUACUCAUUUACCCCAGUUGUUAGAGAAAUAUGAGAAAGCAGGUACCAAAAUGCUCGAUCGAUGGAGUAUUAUGACGUUCGAACGUAGCAUAUCUUUGCCAUGUCAUAAAACUGCUUUGAGUCGAUCCGAAACAACUUUGAAAUCCAAUAUUGUCCAUCAAUACGAGAACAAUGUUAUUACUCACAUAACGAACAUUUUACAGUCAGAUCAGGACAACGUAGUUUUAUCUAGCAUUAAAAUUCUGUGCGACACAGUUAAAGAUUUUGCAACGCACAUAGUGGAAAAUAUAAACUCAGAGGACCAACAAGUGGAGGAAAAGUGUAAAAUACUUCAGGAAAAGCUUGAUUUGUUAUUACAAACGUUAUGCAAAGAAGAAUGUUUCUUAACCGAGCAUAUAGAAAAUGCAGAUAAUAUUACAUUAAACGCUGAAGUUUCUAUUUCACCUGACAGUUGUGAGAAAGGAGUAUUAGAAAAGCCAGAAAAAGAUAUGACAAACUUGAAAAGGGUUCAAAGAAAAAGACGUCUCAUGGAAAAAGAAAUUGUAAUGACAAGAGCAAAUAGCUUGAAAAGAAUUAUACGACAUCUCGUAGAAUAUUCACAAUUGACUGUCGACGAUCAGAUUAAUGUGGAUAUAAAACAUAUUGCUAAAUCAUCGAACACAACUACUUCGCUAGACGAUACUACAAUACUAAAUUCCGUAUCAAACAAAAAGCAACAAAUGGAUAUUCCCGGUUUGAAAGUGGACCAUGUCGAAAACUUAUCCAUAGGACCAUUUAUAGAAUCCCUGAAAAGUACAGAAGAUUCUAUAUAUACCCCUAGUCUUACUCCUAACCUGGCAUCUUUGAGUCCAAUGCUCGACCUUAGAAGAGAUUCUCAAUCAGAAGAAUUAUUAACGUUACCUGCUCCAGAUGGUUUUGCUGACACUAGACGAAAUAGUGAAAAUUCACCUCAAGGCUCGUUUAACUUUCAAGAUCUUGCAACUCAGUCCAUGACUAUAUACGGUCAGCAAGAAACUGAAAUUCAAGCUUGUAACGAUCAACAUAUAUCCGAAUAUAAUAACAUAGAAGCUUCUUCGGAGUUUCAAAUAAGUGUUACAAGAACUAACUUCGAUACAAGUUCACCUUCGGAUGAUGCUACUAUGCAAGACACCGUCAUUUCUCCUGAUUCAGAUUCGAUUCAAUCUAGACACAUAUCCCCGGAACACGAACAAAAGUUUGAAGAUAAAAGUAAAAUGGAUACACCUAGAGGUAGCUGUAGUAACAGUAUCGUUAGUACGGAUAGUAUGAUCUCUGAUACUUUGGACUUUAAGAGUUACGUUGUACGAAAUAGCGAAAGUGAAAUUGCUCGUAUAGGUAGCGAUAUAUUUGAUUCUACAAAGAGAUCUGACAGUUCUGAAAUCGGGCAUAUUGAUUCUCCUGACAAUUCGGACAUGUUUACCAGCGAAGUGCAAAAUUCUGAAAGUUUAAUCGACGAUUUAAGCUCUCUCGGACAAGAUUUGAUUAGCACGAUGAUCGGAGAAAAAUACGACUCAGUAAGAGAAUGCUUGGAAUCCGAGCACGUCGAGAAACCACAAAAAUAUUGCAGUUUAGCUCAAUUUGUAGAAGGCAACGAUAUCGCUAGACGGUCUUUUAAGAAGGAAACAAAAAAUUCCAUAGUUAUAGAGAAAGAGAAUAAUAAACUCAAGCAUAAAUUAGGAUUAACUGGACAAAAUACUAUCGAGGUUGCUAAAUCUAAAGAUUCUCCGGAUGGUAAAACAUCCGAUUUGUUGAGUCCUGUAUGCUGUUUUACCGUUUCUUCGGAUACUACUCCAACAAACGAAAAACCUAAUAAUUUUCCACCUACGAUUAGCGUUAUAAUUAAUCCUCCUAGCCCAUCGAUGUCGAUCGAAAGUCAACAUGAUUCAGACACAGGGUAUAAAAUGAGCCCUUACUUAAGACGGCAUAACGGCGAAAGUAUGGAGAAAUUGAGCGUAGAACUGCCAGAGUCGGGAUUCUCUCCUCAAGCAACUCGUCGAAUUAGCAGCGGGAGCUUACUGAAAGCAUCGGAAGUAGUUUCUUUGGCUGCUACGGCUGCAAGAUUCGGCGGUUCUAAUAUAAGUCUACGUCAUGAAAGAAUGAAAUCCGUAGACAAAACCGAGGAAGCUAAAAAACUACCAAUUAUCAAUCCAUUGGUUCAGUUAUCUAUGUGGCCAAACGUCAGUGGAGGAACAGGUCUUAUUAGUCAAGCGUUACUUGCAAAUGCAGAUGCACUUUGUGCUGCAGUAUCGCCAUUAAUGGAUCCCGAUGAAACUUUAAUGGAAGGCUAUUUCGAACGUUGCGUUAUGAACAAUUAUUUUGGAAUUGGUAUCGAUGCAAAAAUCAGUCUUGAUUUUCAUCACAAGAGAGAAGAACACCCUGAGAAAUGUCGAUCACGAGCAAAAAAUUAUAUGUGGUACGGUGUAUUGGGGUCCAAACAAUGGUUACAGAAGACGUACAAAAAUCUUGAACAACGAGUUCAGUUAGAAUGCGAUGGUCAACGGAUACCGUUACCUUCUUUACAAGGAAUCGUUGUAUUGAACAUUCCAAGCUUCAUGGGUGGCACAAACUUUUGGGGAGGCACGAAAGAAGGAGAUUUAUUUUUAGCGCCAUCAUUCGAUGACCGUAUACUAGAAGUUGUAGCGGUAUUUGGUUCCGUUCAAAUGGCUGCCUCGCGACUUAUUAAUUUACAGCAUCAUAGAAUCGCACAGUGUCAAACAGUUCAAAUCAAUAUUUUGGGUGACGAAGGGGUACCUAUACAAGUCGAUGGCGAGGCUUGGAUUCAACCACCUGGUAUCAUACGUAUUAUACACAAAAAUCGUAUGCAGAUGCUUUACAGAAAUAGGGCUCUAGAGACAUCGUUAAAAACGUGGGAGGAAAAGCAGCGCAAUACGCUCAACGCAAUAUCCCAAUCGACGUCUACUUUAAGCAAUGCACAAUUACAAUCGCAGUCUAAGUCUCACUUAUACGCACAUAGUAAACCAUCGCACUUAAAUGACGAAGAAAUGUACAUUUUACUUGGAUUUAUCGAAGUAGUUACGACUCUAGUUAAAUGGGUCAAGUUACUCAUUAUAUCGCAUCCAAGUUUGGAACCCGAUUUAUACCAAGUCGCAGCUAGAACAGCGCAGGCACUCGAACAAGUGCAUCCCGAUGGAAAAAUAUUACAAGGCGACAAUCUGAGACCCGUCGUAACGGAACUAGUCUCGAGCGCGAGACAACUUUACGAAGAUUCGUGUGAAUUGCUUCGAGAUAAAGCGCACAAUUUAAGAUUGCGGGAAGAUUUAGAAAGCAAGUUAUCGUUCUCUUUGGCCAAUAUGGAGCAAGAAUUGAAGAAGUGUACGUUCGACGAAGGGGGCACUGGGUUGGUAUAUUUCCAAACUUUGCCAUCGGAUGAGCAGGGAGAUAAAAAGAAUCGUCACAAAGGUUUAUUCUGGUUGAAAUUCCGGCGUUCGGGAGGUAAUUCCGGUGGACAUCCCGCUAGGGAUCAAGUCACUACGUGGGGCGUUCAAGAAGUGUGCUCCUGGUUGGAAAAUCUACAACUGGGCGAAUACACGGACAAGUUUGUUUCUCACGACAUACGAGGUAGGGAAUUGUUAACGCUAGCCCGUAGAGAUCUCAAGGAACUCGGUAUUACUAAAGUCGGACACGUUAAACGAAUAUUACAAGCCAUCAGUGAUCUGAAUGAUUAGAUAUACCAACGCGUACAUAAACGUUUCAAAUGACAAAAAUAAUUAGCGUGUUAUAACACUUAACGGUUAUCCAUAAAUUUAAAUUUGUGUUACUGUCGUAAAAAAAUUACAAAUUACUGCUAUCGAAAGUAGUAAUCGACUGUAUACAGAUCGUUUACAGAAUGCGUUGAGUAAACAAGAAAAUUUGUAAUUUUACGCGACGGUAAAAAUCAGAACAUAGAUAUUCCGAUAAAAUAGUAGUCAGUGUGACGGAGUAUCAUAGAAAGAUUAUUUUUUACGCUGAUAUACGUCGCAACUUGAUAUUACUUGUGCCAAACUAUUUAACUAACUCUACGUCAGAGGUAAAGUAAUUAUAAGGGAAUUAGAAGAAGACACGUUUGUUUCUUUUAAAACUAGAAGCAUGACUUAGUUAGAGUGUAUUUUAAUCAAACUCGCAUCUUAGAAUAUUACUAGACGUAGGGAACACGACAUCGAUGAUGCAUUUAUCGAACAAAUAAGAUUUAGACAUCAUCAGAAAUCUUAUUGAAUAAUGAUUUAAGUACAUUUGUUGCUUUAUGCAUUGUAUAAAAAUUAAAGACUUCAGGAACGAUAUGUUAACGUAAAUUAUGUAUCAGUUCGAAAGGUAUUAAGCCAUUAUUUGCCACUUUUUUUAAAAAUAUUUAAUAGAUAUUAAACUAAAUAUCUCUGAAUAUUACUUCAAGUUUAAUCGAAGCAGUAUUAAUACAUUUUAAAGUUACACGUAAAUCUAGAUAUGAAAUAAUUACUGUCAAAUAUACAUAUAUCAUUUAUACAAGUCUAUUCUAUUUGUGAUUUAUAUUAAUUUACUUCGAUUUUAAUUUUACGUGCAAAAAAUAAAUAUGUAUAUGUAUGUGUACACAGUAUUACAUAUAAUACUAUGCAUACAUAUAUAUAAUAUGAUAUACAAAAAAAAAAGACAGUAUUUAUUACAGGGUGUUUGUAAGGGUAAACUACGUAUAUUACAAGCGUAAUAAGGAGUACUUACAAGUAAAUUAAUAUAUUAUGUCCUCUUAUGCUACGCAGAAAAGAAUUUUUUCUGUUAUUCAAUCUUAAAAUUCGAGUCGUAUUGAGGGUGUCCCAAUAGAAAUAACCAUUUUUAAUAUGCUCGCUAAUAUAAGUAGCAAUAAUUUCUUUCUUAGCAGAAACAUAAAAGAGAUUCGAAAAACAACUUUAUUCCUCUUAUGGAAGAUGUAACUUCUUGCGGUAGCAUUCGACAGAGUAUUGAAUUUUUCGAAUAAAACUAUUAAAGCUCAUUAAUAAUACUUCAAUGAUACAGGACGACCCAUUCGAACGGAACACCUUGUAUUUAUUAUCUACAUUAUACGAAAUAUACGUACAUAUACACAUACAGAAGCGUAUAUGCACAUUCGAAAUGAGAUCCUCUACAUACGUAUACAUUUAUCGAUAACACGCUAUAUAUAUGUAAGUGAUCUACAACUUUUUUAUGCUCGUUAAUUAAAAUGUUUAAUCGUAUCUAUCUUCUUAAAGAAAAAAAAAAAUUGAAAAGUACUCAAAGACACGUUUUUAAUACAAAACAAUUAAAGGAAAGUGAAACUAUUGCAUAAAAUAAACUGAGAGUUGACGAUGACGAUGAUGAUGAUAAUAAUAAUAGUAAUAAUAACAAUAACAAUAAUAGUAAAGUAAACACGUGUGUAAAUUAACCGCCGAUGGCAAUAAAAGUAUCACGUACAAAUUUAAUGGAAAGAAAAAAGAGGAAACAAAUUUUUAAAAUGUAUCGUAAUAUCAAUGUUGUACUUCGUAGAGUACCCCCUCAUGAAAAAGGGGUUCGAUAUAACUCGCGGUUAAAUUAAACAUCGCAAAUACAAAAUUAUCUUAAACAGAAUAUUCGUUGAGUAAGAAUUAAAUCGACUCUGUUUACUAUAAUAUUUUCUGGCUAAGUUUUCAAAACUAGUAGAAAGCGUCGAGCUAUUCAUUAUUACUGUUACUGCUGUAGACGGAUGAAAAUUGGACGCUCAUUGGUCACCGAGGGGUUAAAUAUUUAUUAUACAUACCGUUUCACUACCCCUGUUGCUUGAUCUCUUGUCUUUUCACGCAAACUUACAGGCACACCCCUUCCGUCUUCCAACAUAGGGAUAAGUUGUUAUGAUGUAAAAAAAAAGAAAAAGGACAAAAAUAAUAGGAGUAGCAUUUAAUGUAAUUCGCAGUUGAGUAAGUGACCUUGAGCGGCCAAUGUAGCUUUAUUCAAUCGAAUGCUAGCAAUACACAAGAUAGCCAGGUAUUUGGAAGCGAGGAAUUGCUCUCUAAUAUGAAACUUGUCCCAGUUAAAUGGACUGCGAUCUCAUGAUUGAACAAUUGUACCGGUAUUUCAAUUUACCUAGACUUUCAAGCACCUGAGUAUCUUUGGUACUUAGUGUAAAUUACUAAUUUGUAAUUAUUAUUAACUCUGAACCUGCACAUGCAAGAAAAACAAUCGUUAUCUUUCAAAGACCUACCUAUUGGUAACUGCCUAUGACUGAAUCGUUCCAAGGUUUAGCAUCUCCUUAUAUAAGUACCUACCUUUGGCUUAUAUAUCUUUUCCCCUACGCUUCAGAGUAAAGCGGUAAAGGUUGAGGGUGCAUUAAACAGGAAAUUUCUUGAUUGAAGGUUCGAUUGCUUCUCACAACCUAAGGCAGGUACGGUUCGCUGAUAUCCAGGUCUCUUUUGUGUGUACUUACUUGUGACAGCAUUUUAUGCUGUCAAGGAAACGUUGAAACUUGUUUUUUCUCAGAAUUGUAUUGCAUCCAGAGAUACUUUUGAAUGGAGAUAGCAACUCUGAUAAUAUUACUUCCUUUUAAAUUUGGUUUGUCUCUGGCCAAAAUUAUCUCUCUAUAUACAAUCGGACUUAAUUCUAAGAGAGGUGAGUUUCUACGUUUCCCUGUGAGUGUUUGUGUGAACAUAUACGUCUGUUGUAUAUAUACAUACACAAUUGCAUGUAUAAGCAUACUCGAAUGUUCUGACAUGCAUGUGUAUGUCUGCUUUAUGUAUUUGUAUAUUCCUUUAUACAUUUAAUAUACAAUACCAUUAAUUCUGAUCAAAUGUCCUAUUAUCAGCUGUACUCGAAUCGAUUGGCCUCUUAAAGUUACCGUGGAGCUAUCGUCACCGUACCAUUGUGCUAUUCCGUAUAUUCGCUUCAUUCGUUGUGUUUGAGAGACAGAAAUGGAAACGAUAUAUUUAUAAUUAUCUGUCUCUCAAACAGAAAGGCAAUUUGGCAUAUCGAAAGUGGAGAUUGUGCCUGACAUGAUUCAGAAUUUAAAAAAAACAAAAAGUAAAAGUAACAGACCAAUCUUUUCUAUCUUGACUAUAAUACUUGAUUACUAUGUAUAUCUUAUCGUUGAUCUCAUUUUUCAUCGUUUAUAUAUUGCUUUAUAAAUUCUCUUGUUUUUUGUAUAUAUAUUCUGUUUAUUAUUGUACAGAACUACCACAAGCUACAUAAAUUAACAUUUAUAUAAUAUUAUUGUUAAUUAUUAAUA
Molecule: messenger RNA, 8611 nt
Organism: Hylaeus anthracinus
Lineage: Eukaryota; Metazoa; Arthropoda; Insecta; Hymenoptera; Colletidae
Product: diacylglycerol kinase eta
Exons: 22
Coding region: 459-5123 (1554 amino acids)
Biological process (GO): lipid phosphorylation; diacylglycerol metabolic process; intracellular signal transduction
Molecular function (GO): protein binding; ATP-dependent diacylglycerol kinase activity
Source: RefSeq, a predicted model, not a curated record